Molecule: messenger RNA, 1666 nt
Organism: Bactrocera dorsalis (oriental fruit fly)
Lineage: Eukaryota; Metazoa; Arthropoda; Insecta; Diptera; Tephritidae
Gene: Gad1
Product: glutamate decarboxylase
Biological process (GO): carboxylic acid metabolic process
Cellular component (GO): cytoplasm
Molecular function (GO): pyridoxal phosphate binding; carboxy-lyase activity
Source: RefSeq, a predicted model, not a curated record
AUCUUUUGCCGACAACAGUUAGCGCCACUGCUGAGACCCGAGAGUUCCUGCAGAAGGUCAUCGAUGUGUUAUUGGACUUUGUGAAGGCGACCAAUGAUCGCAAUGAGAAAAUCUUGGAAUUCCAUCAUCCAGAGGAAAUGAAGACGAUACUAAACUUGGACAUACCCGAUCGAGCUGUGACCUUACAGCAGCUCAUUGAAGAUUGUGCAACAACACUGAAAUAUCAAGUGAAGACUGGGCAUCCACACUUCUUCAAUCAGCUGUCAUGUGGAUUGGACAUCGUCUCGAUGGCUGGCGAGUGGUUGACUGCAACUGCCAAUACCAACAUGUUCACAUAUGAGAUUGCGCCCGUCUUCAUUUUAAUGGAGAAUGUGGUACUCUCAAAGAUGCGUCAAAUCAUUGGCUGGGAAGGUGGCGACUCCAUACUGGCACCAGGCGGUUCGAUUUCCAAUUUGUAUGCAUUCCUUGCGGCACGUCACAAAAUGUUCCCCAAUUACAAGGAACACGGUGCUGCCGGUCUGCCCGGCCAACUGGUGAUGUUCACCUCUGAUCAAUGCCACUAUUCGGUGAAGUCCUGCGCUGCUGUUUGUGGUCUGGGCACAGAUCACUGUGUUAUGGUGCCAUCUGAUGAGCAUGGCAAGAUGAUCAUUUCGGAGUUGGAACGUUUGAUAUUGGAACGAAAGGCCAAGGGUCACAUUCCAUUCUUUGUCAAUGCGACCGCUGGUACUACGGUGUUGGGUGCCUUCGACAACAUCAAUCAGAUAGCGGAUAUUUGCCAGAAGUACAAGUGUUGGUUGCACAUAGAUGCUGCUUGGGGUGGUGGUCUGCUUUUGUCGCGGAAAUAUCGUCAUCCUCGUCUCUCGGGCAUUGAGCGAGCCGACUCGGUCACCUGGAAUCCACAUAAAUUGAUGGGCGCUUUGUUGCAGUGCUCCACCAUACAUUUCAAGGAGGAUGGUCUAUUGAUUAGCUGUAAUCAAAUGUCAGCCGAAUAUCUAUUCAUGACGGACAAACAGUACGACAUCAGCUAUGAUACCGGCGACAAGGUCAUUCAGUGCGGCCGACACAACGACAUCUUCAAAUUGUGGCUGCAGUGGCGUUCCAAGGGCAAUGAGGGUUUCGAACGUCAACAGGAUCGUUUAAUGCAGCUCGCUGAAUACCAAGUGAAGCGUAUACGGGAGCAAUCAGACCGUUUCCAUCUGAUACUCGAGCCCGAGUUGGUCAAUGUUUCCUUCUGGUAUAUACCAAAGCGUUUGAGGGGUGUGCCACAUGAUAAGAGGAAGGAAGCUGAAUUGGCCAAGAUCUGCCCCAUCAUCAAGGGUCGCAUGAUGCAGAAAGGUUCACUGAUGGUCGGCUAUCAGCCAGACGAUCGACGACCAAAUUUCUUCCGCUCGAUCAUCUCAUCGGCCGCUGUGACCGAACAGGAUGUCGACUUUAUGCUAGACGAAAUACAUCGAUUAGGUGACGAUUUGUAAACGAACGAAGGAACUGAAAACGCUGAAUUAACUUGAAUAAAGGACUGUGCAAUUACAGUUACAUAUGUACAGUUAAGUAGGCCAAUGGCGCAACUUGCAGUUCUUAAGACACUCAGGGCUGUAGGCAGUGCACACUAGGCGGCGACAUAGUUCAAUUAACGAAAAUUAGAAAAAAUACAAAAAAAAACAACAAA